Molecule: messenger RNA, 3493 nt
Organism: Clupea harengus (Atlantic herring)
Lineage: Eukaryota; Metazoa; Chordata; Actinopteri; Clupeiformes; Clupeidae
Gene: rrn3
Product: RRN3 homolog, RNA polymerase I transcription factor
Biological process (GO): transcription initiation at RNA polymerase I promoter
Cellular component (GO): nucleus
Molecular function (GO): RNA polymerase I core binding; RNA polymerase I general transcription initiation factor activity
Source: RefSeq, a predicted model, not a curated record
AUUGUUCUAUGGUCAGCUGGGUUGACUGACGCAUUUCCUGUUGUGAAAAUAGCAGCAUGUCGGCACAUGUACUGCGUUCGUAAUUCUUUUGUUUUUAGUUAUAUUUAAAGUAAUCCUGUUAAGCCUCAGACCCGUCUUGAUACGUAGAAGUAAAAAGAGUAAAUAAUCAAGUGUAGUGUAGCGCACUGAUUAACGUUAGUUACAAAAUAUCAGCUGCGUUAGGCUAAGUUAGGUAGGAUAGGUAACAUUAGCAAGCUAGACAGCAAACAUUAGCAAACCAAUGUGGUUUUUUGCUAGGUGAAAUAAGUAUACUUUCAGCUAUAUUUUCGCUAAUAUAAGUAUUAUCAUCGUCUUGUAAUUUUCUAUAAAGGCAAGUUGAGCUGUAGAUUCGAUACGAAGCCAUGGAAGUGGAGGGUCGGGAAUUCCUUAAUACUCCCCCGAUGAAAACAGUUCGUUUUGGCGAUUAUGUUGCUAACACGUUGGCUAAAUUUAAACAGGGUGACAAAGGAGAUUACGAAUUAUUGAAGCAUCAGUUGACAGACCCCGACAUAAAAGAUGGUCAGAUAAUAAAUUGGCUACAAGAGUUUCGGACUUGUGUCACUCAGUUGAACAAAGACCACGAGCAGCUGAUCUACGUUGUGUUGCGGCUUCCAUGGCUGGGACGGAGUCAAGCUGUGGUGGAUGAAUAUCUGUCCUUCCUGAGUAACCUUGUAUCUGCCCAAACCGUGUACCUCAGGACUUGCCUUAAAAUGGUUGUCUACAAUUUUACACCUGCCAGGGUGAGAAUCCGGGAGGGCGAUGUGGAUAUUUCAGAUUCAGACGAUGAUGACGAAAACCUCCCUCGGAACUUUGACCUCUGUCAUCAAGCCUUGCAAAUUAUUUCAAGAUAUGUUCCAUCGACAAGUAGGUUCUUGAUGCCAAUUCUCAUUGAACACUUCCCUUUUGUACAGAAGUCAUCAAGGACUCUUGAGUGUUACGUCUUUAACCUGCUACGAGUCGCAGUGUACAUCCCAGCUCUGAGGCGAGAGAUCCUGGAACUCAUCAUCAGUAAAAUGCUAACAUUGGACGUCAGUGCGCCCCGUGCUGACAUCGAGGAGAUGGAAGAGAACGCAGAGCAGAAGAACAGUGAAGAAUCACAGGACGAGUGCCUGUUUGAUAUGGAUGAGGACGCAGACGCAGACUCUGGCCUGGCCCCCACCCCCCCAGACCUCACCGCCAUGGCCCACCCUGUGGCUGAGCGGCUGGACACACUGAUGAGCGUCCUCCUGGGCUUCAUUAAGGACACGUGCCUCCAGAAUGGUGUGCUGGAGCUGGAGAAAACCAAAGCCCUGUACCGGGAUCUGCUGAGUGUGUACGACAAGCUGAUCCUGCCCACUCAUGCCUCCUACCACGUGCAGUACUGCGUGUUCUACCUCUGCAGUUUCCGCCUGGGGCUUGCUGAGGCGUUUUUAGACCACCUAUGGAAGCAGCUGCAGAGCCCCUCCCAACCCUCAGUGCUGAGACAGGCGACUGCAAGCUACAUGGGCAGCUUCCUGGCACGCGCCAAAUUCCUGCCCGUGGCCACGGUGAGGGCAUGCCUGGACCUGCUGGUCCCCUGGCUGCACCUCUACAUCGACAGCCAGGACGCCAACUCGCGCUCCUUCUGCGACGUGACGCUCCACGGGCCCUUCUACGCCGCCUGCCAGGCCGUCUUCUACACGCUCGUGUUCAGACACAGGGCCAUCGUCGAGGGCAACAUGAAGAAAGGGCUGGCGUACCUGCAGAGCCUGAAUCUGGAGCGGAUCGUCAUGUGCCAGCUCAACCCGUUAAAAGUCUGCCUGCCUGCCAUCACCAACAUGUUUGCUGCCAUCACCAGGAAGUACCAGCUCGUCUUCUGCUACACCAUCAUGGAGCGCAACAACCGCAACACGCUGCCCAUCGUCAGGAGCUCUGUAGGGGGCGACUCUGUGUCGGCUAACACCAAUCCUCUGGACAGCUUCUUCCCCUUUGACCCUUACCUGCUCAAGAGAUCAGGAAAACUGAUAGAGCCCAUCUUUCAGGCGUGGGAGGAGCCUGACUACAUGGCUGACGCCCCAAAGAAGGAUAUCAGAAAAGCCUCUGCAGAGGAGGAGGAUGACUUCCUGCGGGACGACACCCCCCAGAUGGACACGGUCAUGGGCAUGACCCCCAGCUCGUUCGAGUCGCACCUCCGCAGCCCCAGCAGCAUGGGCUCCCCCCCACUGGCGUUCCUCCAGCGGCCCUUUUAAAGCACAUGCCAGCGGGUGGCGUGUCAUCACCCUGCCAACCCCUGCGGUGCCCCCUGGCGCUCUCGGAUGAGGUCCAGAGCAGUGAAGGGCGCUCUCAGCUAAACCUCGGAUCUGUGUGUCCUGAAAGCUCAAGUGCAAUCCAUUCCGUGUGUGUGUGUGUGUGUGUGUGUGUGCUGAUGUUGCACAACAAAAAUGAAAUGUUUGAAAUGUGUCUUGAAUGACACGUCUCCCUGAAGAGUCAGGUGACCUGUUUUUGUCUGGACACAGUGGAGAUAGAAGUGUUUCAGUCUCUCCUCUGUCUGCUGAAGGGACUGUGGUACCCUAGACUGUAGAGGACUUGGCUAUGAUGCAUGAAGAUGGUGCCGAUACGGGGAAGUACUUCGAUUUUCACGACAGCACACCGGACACUUAGUCACCCUGAGAGCAUUAAGCAGAGCUGGUCUUCAGGAGCAAGUCCUGAAAUGGAUUUCUAGUUCCAUCUCUGGAUCCAUGAUCUAGAAAAGAUUUAUCUUAAUGUUUUACAAACGGGUCUGUAGUUGCCCUCUGCAUCUGAGGUGACUACAUUCACCUCGAGGGCUUACAGGGAUUAUUUCCUGUGGAAACGUUGGUGGUCCAUUCAUAUGGGCAAAGAGUUUUAGUGAGUGUGUGCAGUGCUGUUGCUGUCAGGAAUCAGGAACCCCCUUGCAUAUGAAUAUGAAAUCAGUCAUGAGCUGAGAGCCAAGACUGGUCCCUGAACAGAACUAUUACACUUACCUGUCAGAUGUGAGCGAAGUAGUGUUUUUGUCUAGAGGCACAGACACAGAUACUGUCUGAGCGAACAUUUAGAGAUGUCAAUAAUGAAUGUUCUAUUGAAUAUGAUACAGGUAUGAAUCGAGAUUCUUGACUAAUGGAAGUCUCCCAUUGUUUAUAGCAUGCAUUGUUCUGCAUGGUUUGUCAUGCAUUGUUUAUAACAGAGUUCACUGUUAAGGUUAACAGGACAGUUAAUGGGACUUAAUGAUUAAGUUAAUGAAUUAUUAAGUUAAUAAUGAUUGGUGCGCUAUCUUACUUGUAUUUUCUCUUACAAGGUUUUGGAACUAUUUGUAAAAACAAAUGUUAUAAAUACCAGAGUUCAAAUUCCUGUAAAGUUGGUUGAUAACAUUGAACAGUUAAAUAUUUAUAUAAGAUGUACUUUUGUAUUUACAUGCAAAUAGAAAUACUCUGGCGACUGUGGAUUAAUUAUAUAAUUAAUAAAUUGUCCUGAAAAAUCA